AAGAUUCUGCUGCGAGAUCUGAAUAAACUUAAGUUAUAUAUCGUCUAUGCAUUCGUUGCAGGAGUAAAAUGAUAAGUCUAAAAGUAUUUAUGAUUUUUAUAGCUGUGUCAACAGUGGCUUUAGCCUUUAAACCCCCAGUAAUAUUCGAUAAGAUUUCCGAUUACUUCUCAAAUGAUAUAUCAAACGAGUGUCGCCCGUGUCUAUUUAAAGUGGGAAUAAGAGAGAAGGCAAAGCUAAGAUAUCUCCAGAAGAAAGCCACAUCGAGAGACAAGUUGAUCGAUGAAUUGACCAGAGCUCUUAAUAAGAACCAAAUAACUGUUAGAGGAACUGAGGGGGAAUCACUAUCAGAUAUAAGAAUCUGUUAUAAUCAAGUAUCCAAAGCACAAAGUACACCGUUCCAUAGAAUAGAAACAUCAAUUCCCAAAGAGAGUGAAGAUAAAUAUGAGCAAAAAUCCAGACAAAUCGUUAAUGAGUUAGUGAAAUGCCAGAACGAUUUGAAUGAGUUGUCACUACAAAAUGUAGACAUGUUGAGCAUUCUACAACGAAAUAACGAGAGUGUGGCAGCUUCAGUGGCUCGUCGCAGACAAUGCGAGAGCGAGAGACUUGCACUUACCAAUGAAAAAUCAGCAUAUAUCGAGCAGCUCUUAAGUAAAACAUACGAUAUCUUUCAAAAAAGCGUAAGUCUGCAAGCGGUCCAACUCCCGCAAGAAAACAAAAAUUUGGAGGAAACCAGCACUGAAGAAUCCCUGGACGAACCAUAUGAUGAAACGAAGAAUAUUUACAACGAAUUGGUAGAAAAAAAUAUGAGACUCUUGAAAGUACUGGAAAAUGAACCAGAUGAUACAGCUGAAACUGAUGAGGACACAGAUGAAGAUGGAGAUGAAGCUGCAGAUAAAGACAAUGAAGACGACUAAAAUAUUUCGACAUAUUUUGUAGUUGCACAAUAAAACAUUGCUUAACUAAUCAAAUUGUUAUUAAAAUGUGAUUAUCCAGCAAACUAUUUGUGUUUCUUAAUUUAAUGUAUGUUAAAUAGAAAUUGUGAACAUAUAUGACAAA
Drosophila hydei is the source of this 1056-nucleotide messenger RNA. Its product is annotated as glutamic acid-rich protein-like. The coding region runs from base 69 to 914 and encodes 281 amino acids. The transcript is spliced from 2 exons. Lineage: Eukaryota; Metazoa; Arthropoda; Insecta; Diptera; Drosophilidae. The record is from RefSeq and is a predicted model, not a curated record.